UCGUAUUCCCCGCGUGGGACUGUGAACUCAAACAGUGUUAUCCCAGCGUGAAGGCGAGCUCAGACUUUCAGGUCGAGCUCGUCCGUCUCUGCUCCGCCGCACUCCGCAGAAGCCGAAGCUUCCACCGCCGCCGCACCGUCGCCGUCGUCCCGGCCGGCGGUUAUGUCUUCGUCGGAAUCGGAAAUUCAAGCCUUCGACGUCCUCUCCGACCUCGACCUCGACCUCGACGACCUCGUCGAUUCACCUCGUUGCUCCGAUCCAGACGACGUCCUCGAGAUCAUGUCCGACCGUGCGGACGAGGAGCGACAUCCAGGGCUCGAGGCCGAGCACGACGACCGCCCCGUGCGGCCCCCCGAGCCUUCCGCGCCGUCGCCGUCGUCCCAAGUCGCCGGCUUGACGUGCGGCGGAGCCGAAAUCAUCGGCAUCGACUCGGACUCGGGCUGGGACUCGGAGUAUCUGGACUCGGUCGCGUCGGGUUCGCAGCUCGAUGUGGGGGAGGAGUCCGAUUGGGAAGAGGCGAUGGAAGGAGCAGUGGGUGGGAUUGAGCAAGCGAUGGCAUCGCCGGAGCGGGAAGGGCCGUCGCGAGACCCCGAUCGGGAGCUCUCGUUCAGUUUCCCCCCGGAAGGUUCGGGCGUAAACCCUAAUUUGGAUUCGGAUCCUGUGUUUGUCAUUGAAGGUGACUAUGUUGAUACCGAUGAGAUUUUCGCUGCAGUGGCGCAGCAGAUUCUGCGGAACGAGAUCGCCAGAAGAGGCGAUUCGCCGGCCUCGGCGAGGGUCGUGGAGGACCUGCCCCUGUUUACUGUGGGCAAAGAGGGAUUGGGAACUGGUGAUGGGGUUUGUGCGGUUUGCAAGGACAUGUUCGUUGAGGGGGAGAAGGUGAAGGUGUUGCCUUGCGUGCAUCGCUACCAUCAAGACUGCAUCUUGCCGUGGUUGAGGAUGCAUAACACUUGCCCGGUUUGCCGGUUUGAGUUGCCGAAAGAGGACUUGAGGCUGGGAAUGCGGAGAACCAGGAGGGAUGGAGGUAUGGAUGGGGGUGGACUGCAGUGAUACGCCAAUUUGAGAUGUGCAAAUUACAUGGAAACACAGUGUUGUUGAUGAAUUAUCUGAAUGGUGAUUAUCAUUGAGCUUUUUACUGGCUCAGUGUUGAUUGUUUCCAAAAAAUGAUGUGAUUUUUUGCAGAGUUGCAUGUAUUCCGAAGUUUCAUCCAGAUACGGUGCCUCUAUGUAUAGCCCAAGUUGUAUUACAGUUGACUGGUUAUAUAUCUCUGUGGUUCUUGCUAAGUACAAUGUACAAUUGAUAUGUUCUUUAGCAGUUCAUAAACACCAUUUUGUGAACCGAUUUAGUACAUUUCAACUGGUUUUUCAAGAGUGAUGAAAGACUGCGUAUGGGUUUCUAUUUGAA
Messenger RNA from Syzygium oleosum, 1401 nucleotides. Its product is annotated as E3 ubiquitin-protein ligase RDUF1-like. The record is from RefSeq and is a predicted model, not a curated record. The transcript has a single exon. The coding region runs from base 163 to 1047 and encodes 294 amino acids. Lineage: Eukaryota; Viridiplantae; Streptophyta; Magnoliopsida; Myrtales; Myrtaceae.